AUGACGGACACCCUGGUAAAUAGAUUGGUUCUCGACGAGUUGGACUAUGACGUUGAUGUGAUGCGUGAAGAUCUUAAGAAAUACCUUUCAUCCAUUACUAACGAGCAGAAAAACGUGUUCGAUGAUAUCAUGGAUGUUGUUACAAAUGACAGAGGUGGACUGUUUUUUCUUUAUGGGAAUGAAAGAACGGGAAAGACUUUCAUAUGGCAAACUUUAUCGGCUACUAUCCGUUCAAAAGGCGUUAUAAAUGUUACUUCCAGUACUGGCAUUGCUUCGCUUCUACUUCCCGGUGGCAGAACUGCUCAUUCGCGAUUUGGACUGCCAAUAAUUGUACAUGAGAGCUCCACAUGCAACAUCAAACAAUAG
Erythranthe guttata (spotted monkey flower) is the source of this 366-nucleotide messenger RNA. RefSeq lists its product as uncharacterized. Gene Ontology annotation, molecular function: DNA helicase activity. NCBI's taxonomy places the organism in Eukaryota, Viridiplantae, Streptophyta, Magnoliopsida, Lamiales, Phrymaceae. Gene Ontology annotation, biological process: telomere maintenance; DNA repair. The record is from RefSeq and is a predicted model, not a curated record.